This is a messenger RNA of Peronospora belbahrii, 252 nucleotides long. NCBI's taxonomy places the organism in Eukaryota, Oomycota, Peronosporomycetes, Peronosporales, Peronosporaceae. The record is from the annotation of a GenBank genome assembly.
AUGGACCACACUGUAACGAUUAAGAAGGCAGGGUUCAUCAGCUGCAAAUCCUGCCGUACAAAUGUCACGACCAAGACUGACGUGGUCGUGUGGAACCCAUGGGCUGAACGUGCCAAGGUCAUGCAGGACUUUGGUGAUAUGGAGUACAAGAAUAUGGUUGCCAUUGAGCCCGGCCGCGUGAACGUAAAGCAACCUCUUUCUGCAGGAAAGACCUACACACUCAAGCAGACUAUCUCGGUUACCAGUCUGUAA